Messenger RNA from Phyllopteryx taeniolatus (common seadragon), 4133 nucleotides. RefSeq names its product zinc finger protein GLI2-like. Gene Ontology annotation, molecular function: DNA-binding transcription factor activity, RNA polymerase II-specific; RNA polymerase II cis-regulatory region sequence-specific DNA binding. The record is from RefSeq and is a predicted model, not a curated record. Gene Ontology annotation, cellular component: nucleus. NCBI's taxonomy places the organism in Eukaryota, Metazoa, Chordata, Actinopteri, Syngnathiformes, Syngnathidae. Gene Ontology annotation, biological process: regulation of transcription by RNA polymerase II; smoothened signaling pathway.
GAUGUCGGCACGGUGAUUGGCUAUUGAUGCCGUCCAAACAGGAGGGACCCGGGGAGCUUGGAGGUUUUGGGGAGGGGGAUUGUUGAGAAGCACAGCGCACCGAGCCUCACGACCACAAGCACCCCCCCCCCCCCCCCCCCUAACCCAAAAGUUUCGCGGAUCCACUUGGAGAAGUUGCGUGCUCCGAAGCCGGAAAGAUUCACAUUGCGCCGAACUUCUGGAUCCACGCGGAAGACUCCGUCCGUCCGUCCGUCGUGAGCGUUUCACUGACUUUCAGGGGGAAAGUUUGCCUUUAAAACGCGUUCGAAACCGAGAUUUGGCCAAGAAGAGAAAACCGGGACACCGGAUGCUCGGCCAUGUAGGCAACGAGAGCUGACCAAAAGAAAGACAAAAUGGAUGGUCGCGGUUUUGAAGACCUCCUAAAAAAGCCACUAGAGACCAGAGUCGGCCCUCACAUCUUCUUACCCUUCCACAAGCCCAUCGCCAUGGACAUGGCGCAUCAUGAAGAAUGCCACUCGUACCACUAUGAGCCCCACGCUGUCCAUGCCGUACACAGGCCCGUAGGUUUGCCAGGCAGCCCUGUCAUCUCUGACAUCUCUCUGAUCCGCCUCUCUCCUGCCUCCAUGGCGACCGGAUACUCCCCCUUCAACCCCCCACAUGUGUACGUCAAUCCUCACAUGGAGCACUACCUGCGCCCCGUGCACGGGGGCCCGACACUGUCAAGGAUCUCAGCAGUCAGAAGCCUGAGCCCCACUCACUUGGCUCAUGACCAUUUCAAGGAUGGCGGCCUGUUUGGGUACCCUCUACCUUCUCCGACCGGGGUGAGUCUGACCAGGGAGUAUUACCAGUUGAUGUCAAGCCACCAAGGCUCCUAUGGGGAGCUGCUCAUGCAGAGGGCGGGGUUAGCUGCAGGGGCCCACCUGUCAGACUACAUGGCCCCCCUUGAUGUGUCACGACUAACCUCCAGGCUGAGCAGGAAGAGGGCGCUGUCCGACGCCAGCGUGGACCUUCAGACAAUGAUCCGCACCUCACCGAGCUCACUCGUGGCAUACAUCAACAACUCCCGGUCCGGCUCGGUUGCCAGCAGCUCGUACGGGCACCUGUCAGUCGGAGGACUUAGCCCAUCCUUGGCUUUCCCUCAUCCUACCAACCCUGUGGCCUACCAGCAACUGCUGGCUUUGGGCCACACUCCGCCACUCAUCCAGCCACCAGCCGCCUACCCCAGCUGCCAGCCAGGCCUCAGCCUCGGCCUCUCCUUGCUGUCCGGCCCAGCCCACGGCACUGACCUGACGACCCAAAACCCAUGUGCUGAGUCACUCAUCAGCUGCACAGUUGAACCUAUCAUCACCAAGAGGUCAAAGGUUAAGCCCGAAUCCAAGGCACCAAGUUCAAUGAGCCAACAAGGCGACUCAUUGGAGCCAAAGGUGGACGUGGACAGUGACGAGUGCAAAACGCAGCCGGAGGCCACGUACGAGUCCAACUGCCACUGGGAGGGCUGCAGCACCGAGUAUGAAACACAAGACCAGCUUGUGCACCACAUCAAUAAUGACCACAUCCAUGGGGAAAAGAAAGAGUUUGUGUGUCGGUGGGACGAGUGUUCUCGGGACCAGAAGCCCUUCAAGGCUCAGUACAUGUUGGUGGUUCACAUGCGCCGACACACAGGAGAGAAACCGCACAAGUGCACGUUUGAGGGCUGCUCUAAGGCCUACUCCCGCCUAGAAAAUCUCAAAACGCAUCUGCGCUCUCACACCGGUGAGAAACCCUAUGUUUGCGAGCACGAGGGAUGCAACAAGGCUUUUUCCAAUGCCUCAGACCGAGCCAAGCACCAGAACCGGACCCACUCCAAUGAGAAACCAUACAUAUGCAAGAUCCCGGGCUGCACCAAGCGCUACACGGACCCCAGCUCACUGAGAAAACACGUGAAAACGGUCCACGGUCCAGAGGCCCAUGUCACCAAGAGGCAGCGCAGCGACCUAAUGCCCAGGCUCCCACCUAGGGACAACAGUGAGAACCAGGCCCUUAACAGAGAGACAAUUCAUGAGAAGAUUGCAGACAGCAGCUCCCCCACAGGUGUAGAGGGCUACAUGAGUGUCAAAUCCAUCAAGACAGAAAGUUCUGUGAUGCAGCAGCCCAGCACUGGCGGUGGGUCAUCAUGUAGCGGGGAACCAUCACCACUUGGCGGGGCCACCAACAAUGACAGUCGAGUAGAAAUGGCAGGGUUGAGUGGUGGAAGCCUGGGGUACCAGGACACUGUGGAGUCUUUGGGUAAUGACGAUUCCAGUGGCAGAGAUGCAGCAGAAGCUGGUUUCAGCAUCCAGAAGCAGGUCAGCUCUUAUCCACAUCUGGAGUAUCUCAAGAAGAAGAAGCUGAGGGACUUCUGUCAAUGGACUGCCAACCCAACACCUCCAGCUGCCACUGAUCCCAGCAGGUGUGUUCCUCUGGCAAAGUGUGGGAAGUGGUCCUGGGUCUCCUUGAAAGUCUCUCAGGGUGCCGUUAAAGCACUUCCAGCAUGUUGAGAUCACUUGACACCCUCAGCGUCUGCUCCUCAGGCAACUCUCCUCCUUGCUGCACCAAUCAAACUUCACACCGUGUCUCCUGCAAGCCCAUCUCAGUCGAUAUCUCACUGUGCUCCAGGCAGGCCAAUCCGUGUAGCCUGACACCGGCCCACACUACUAACUCUGCGCAAAGUAUGCUACAUUCUCAGUGGAGAGAACACUCUUCCUGAAGCAGACUGGGAAAAAUUUGACCCAUUUUACCCAAGGGUGCAUGUCAUCAGAUGGUAGCCUCCACCCCACACAGAUUAAGGACAUUUGAGCAGGUCCUCAGUCACUAUGACCAUGAGGGCAACCCAUAGCCACUGUGUAACAACACAGGAAGCAUUAGAGGCCGCUUGCUAAGUCGCGGACACAGAUGCAUCCACCACCUCAGUAUGCGCGAGUUAAACUUGAAGGAUGGAACUGUACAAUCUUCUCACUUAAUACUUUGCAGAAACCAAAUCAGCCCGUACCACCAAAAGAAUCUAAAGCAUCAGGCAGCCACCUUUCAAUUCUGCCAGGUUAUGUGAAAAAAAUGAAGUUGCAACAUCCCCAGUGAAAAUGCUUUGUACUACAGUGGCCAGAUCCAAAUAAUGGAAAAACAGCUUUCUCCUGGAAUUAAUGGAGCGCUGCAGUAGAUAAGGAGUGCGGGAGUGAGGAAAAGAUGGACACGAUUGACAGCAUACUGAAUGAUGAGAACCACUCUGGUCUGUCCAGGUCUGCUCUAGAAUUUGCUUACGUUGCCCUCGGUACCGCCAUGGAAGGGAAACACAGCUCUUUGUGGAGUCCUUUGUGAAGAAAUUCCUCAAGCUGAUGUGUUAACCUUGUGUCUUGGUGGCCAUUACAGUUGCUAAGUGAUGUGAAGAUCUUACUGUUGCUGCCUCUGCAAUCUGCUCUGUUUUUGUAUAAUUUAUUCUUUUUGACAAGCCAUAUUUGUAAGUAGCAUGUAAACAACAGAACUUUUUCAGUGGUCUUGCAAGUGCCUGACUUAUACACAGGUAAUCAUGUAAACAUGUCUUCUACUCUGGAAUGCACCUGAACUACCAAUCCGCCACCCCUCAUCAUCCUCUGUUUAUUUUCUGUUCCUUCGACCACAUGAAAACGAACAAUGAUCUGGCCUGAUCAUAUGCAAACAUCAUUUUUUAAUUUCUCAGAAAUACAACGGUAACAAGCACUGCUGGUGUCAUCUUUUAUGGCGAUGUUCUGACAACCAAAUACUAAGGCUGUAGCAAUACACUAAUUUCAUGAUAAGAGACACGAUAUUCAGUUGAUGAUAUGAUAUACAUCAUGAUAUUCGGCCAAUGGUACAAUUCGAUGCGAUUUGAUACACUUACAUCAUUUUCUGAAAGAUUCCAAAGGGACAGUAUGGUUUUGUUAGAUCUCGUGACUGUUCCAUUGACUUGUAUUGAUUUAAUUGAACUGCAAACUGAAAGCAUUGAUUACACAAUAUAUGGCUCUGACUAGACAGUCUACAGCUUGUAAAUGCUGGACAAAGUGAAUCCAAGAUGUGGUGAGAAAAUUGGUUUCCUUUAAUUGAAACAGUGCAAACUGUUAUUCGUGUUAUGUUUUUGUCAUAAAUUUGCUUUGUUUACACGUUGA